Molecule: messenger RNA, 2714 nt
Organism: Helicoverpa zea (corn earworm)
Lineage: Eukaryota; Metazoa; Arthropoda; Insecta; Lepidoptera; Noctuidae
Product: atlastin-2-like
Exons: 13
Coding region: 163-2472 (769 amino acids)
Biological process (GO): endoplasmic reticulum organization; protein homooligomerization
Molecular function (GO): GTP binding; GTPase activity
Source: RefSeq, a predicted model, not a curated record
AUGUUGGUACCCGACUGCGAAUUUUACUGGACUGAUCCUCCACCCAAAUAAUAUUCACUUUGAUUCGCCUGAGUAACGGAGUAGUGGUGUUCGUGAUUAAACUUAGUGGUGCAAUUAAUAUUAAAUUAUAAUUUUAUUUUAUUUAAAGUGACAUAAAGAACAAUGAGUGGCGGCAUGAACAUGAACAGCAGCGAGGGUCUGCAGGUUGUGAAGCUGGGGCAGGGGGCCGCGCCCUUCGAGCUGGACGUGGAAGCGCUGCAGCGAGUGCUGCUGCGGCCCGAAGUGCGCCACCUGCCCGUGGCCCUGGUCAGCGUGGCCGGCGCCUACCGCGGCGGCAAGUCCUUCAUGCUCGACUUCUUCCUCAGAUAUCUCAACGCGGAUCGUGAUAGACAGCUGAGCGGUGAAUGGCUGGGAGCAGAAGACGAUCCGUUGAGUGGGUUCCACUGGAGAGGCGGUUGUGAACGGGACACCACUGGCAUCCAUCUGUGGCCACACCCCGUCAUCACCACCCUAGAUUCCACCGGGGAGAAGGUGGCUGUGCUUCUAAUGGACACGCAAGGCACCUUCGACUCGGAGACUACAAUCGGUCAGAAUUCUACCAUUUUCGCCUUAUCGACUCUCAUCUCGUCCGUGCAAAUCUACAACCUUUCCGGCAACAUUAGGGAAGACGAUCUACAGCACCUGCAGCUGUUCACAGAAUACGGCCGGCUCGCGUGCGAGGGCCAGGAGAAGGCGUUCCAGAACCUCACCUUCCUCGUGAGAGACUGGAUGAGCGAGUUCGAACAUCCUCACGGCUACAGCGGAGGAGAGCAACUGCUCAGGAAAAGACUUCAGUCAAAGCCGAAUCAGAAAGCAGAGUUACGGGAAGUGCGCGCACACAUCUGUUCAUGCUUCGAUCAGAUGAAGUGCUUCCUGAUGCCGCACCCGGGGCUCAGCGUCGCCAACCAGACCUUCACUGGCUGUCUGAGAGACUUGACAGAAAAGUUCCGACUAGCCCUAUUGGAGUUUGUGCCUUCACUGUUCGAUCCUCGAAACCUGACACCCAAGCUGGUGAACGGCGAGCGGGUCACGGUUCAGGACUUGGUCGACUACUUCCAGAAGUACGUCGAUAUCUUUAACAGCGAUGAGGUUCCUGAGGCCGUCACUAUUUUUAAGGCGACGGCGGCAGCGUGCCUGGCGGCGUGCGUGCGGGCGGCGCGCGAGGUGUACGAGGCGCGCAUGUCGCAGCGCGUGCGCGACGCCGCCAGCCUGCCGCCCGCGCUGCUCGCGCGCUGCCACGCCGCCGCGCGCCUGCACGCAACGCAGCACUACCACGACAAGAAGAAGCUCGGCUCGCAGGACGACAUCGACCACCAUUACGAACAACUCAACAGGGAGCUGGAAGCCACCCUAUCAGUUUACAUGUGGAAAAACGAGGCCAAGUUGCGAGAAACUGUGGCACAAGCUAAGCAAGCGUACGAUGCUGCCAUGAGCCGCGUGUGCGGAGAGGCGGCGCGGGUGUGCCUGCACCCGCUCGACCUCGAGCGUCUGCACGCCGACGCGCUAGCAGCCGCGCUCGCAAUCUUCGACGCCGCCAGACAAGUGGCGGAUGACGUCGAAGACGAGCAAAGGACGGAAUUAGAGCGGAAUUUUGAAGAGCAACUGAAGCAGUUGCGUACAAUCAACGAGCACAACAACGACAACGCGGUGUCGCUUGCGCUGGAGGGGUACGUGUCGCGCAUGCGCGGCGCGGCGGGCGCGGCGGGCGCGGGCGGGCUGAGCGCGGCCGAGCUGCGCGCGCAGCACGACGCGGCGGCGGCGCGGGCGCGCGAACACUUCGCCGAGCUCAGGAACGCUGCCACGGACCACAAGCAAGACCCGUACCUACAGCGACUGCGUGAAGAAAUCGAGCGUAGCUUUGUGGAAGUCCAAAAGGCGAAUGAGAACAACAACCUGAUGGCCGUGGUCGCCGUAGAGAGCGCGUACCGGGACCUGGUGAUGGCGGAGUGGGGCCCGCCCACGUGCUGCAUGCACCCGCGCGCGCUGCUCGAGCUGCACGAGCGCGUCGUGCCGCAGGCCAUGGCGCAGAUCCUCGACAACAGACUCCACACAGAUGACGACGGCUUCAGGGAAAUGUUGCAAGAGAAGCUGAGUAGCCGCUACGCUGAACUAAAGAGCAACAACGAGUACAACAACAGGAGGGCGGUUGAGCAGGCUCUGGCGGUGUACACGCAGAAGAUGGACAAGGCGACGCAGCCGUCGCUGGCGUCGGUGCUCGUCGCGCCCUUCAUCGUCAAGCUGCUGGCCGUGCUGCCGGCGCGGCACGACGAGUACCGCGACCUCGCGCGGCGACACUUCCGCAACAUGCGCCGCGGACCUGACUACGGUGAUGACUGCUAUUAUGAUAGGCUCAACGAGGAAAUUGAAGCAGCUUUUGAAGUUUACAGCAAUCCUACGAACUCUAUCAUGAGAGAAAUCGGCUUCCAGCGAUAGUAGGUGCCUAAAUAAUUAUCCAUAAAUAUCGCGACACUCACGCACGGUCGGUUUCAUGAAAAUGUCGUCAAUUGGGAUCUGAAAGUUUUGUGCACAGAUGUCUGAUGCCGUUGGAAGGAUAUUAAAACAUAAAACAUUAAGAAGACUGUAACGACAUAGACAUAUUUUACUUUUACGAUAAGAUUUUGUAUUUUCCAAAUUAUGCAUGUCACUCAAUAAAAUUAUAUUUUGUACUUUUAAAA